Molecule: messenger RNA, 2086 nt
Organism: Phodopus roborovskii (desert hamster)
Lineage: Eukaryota; Metazoa; Chordata; Mammalia; Rodentia; Cricetidae
Gene: Trip4
Product: thyroid hormone receptor interactor 4
Exons: 13
Coding region: 156-1901 (581 amino acids)
Biological process (GO): positive regulation of DNA-templated transcription
Cellular component (GO): nucleus
Molecular function (GO): transcription coactivator activity; zinc ion binding
Source: RefSeq, a predicted model, not a curated record
GGCCCAAGUGGGCGGGAUCAACCUCAAAGGCGGCGCGACCCAGCAGGGCGGUGCAAGCUUGCGGAACCCUACUCAACGAGGUCGCCGUUGUGAAGGGAACUAAUCCCGCGCAGGACGAGCAGCUUUUGCAGCCCAGCUGGUUCCGGUUUGGAAAGAUGGCGGUGGCUGGGGCGUCGGCUCAGGAACCUCUAGUACAUUGGUGCACACAGCAGUUGCGGAAAACUUUCGCCCUGGAUGUCAGCGAGGAAAUCAUACAGUAUGUUUUGUCAAUUGAGACUGCUGAAGAGCUACGAGAAUAUGUGGCAGACCUUCUCCAGGGAAAUGAGGGGAAAAAAGGUCAAUUCAUAGAAGAUCUUAUAAGUAAAUGGCAAAAGAAUGAUCAAGAGUUGGUUUCUGAUUCUUUUCAGCAUUGCUGGAAGAAAGAUGAAAUUUUAGAUGGACAGAGAUCAGUAGACCAGCUAAAGCGGAGUAGGAGGAAAGGAAGAAACAAACAGGAAGUUCCUGCAUUUCCUGAACCUGACCUGACUGUAGAGGUCAAAACACCUUUAGAUUUGGCCAAGGCACAAGAAAGCAACAACUCAGUAAAGAAGAAGACAAAAUUUGUCAAUUUAUACACAAGAGAGGGACAGGACAGACUGGCAGUCCUGCUUCCUGGUCGUCACCCAUGUGAUUGCCUGGGCCAGAAGCACAAGCUCAUCAACAACUGUCUGGUCUGUGGGCGGAUUGUCUGCGAGCAAGAGGGUUCUGGCCCCUGCUUAUUCUGUGGCUCUUUGGUAUGUACUAAUGAAGAACAGGACAUUUUACAGCGUGACUCAAACAAAAGCCAGAAAUUGCUAAAGAAGCUUAUGUCAGGGGCGGAAAAUUCUGGAAAGGUAGACAUCUCUUCCAAGGACCUUCUUCCUCAUCAAGAAUCUAGAAUUAAGUCUGGUUUGGAGAAGGCUAUUAAGCAUAAAGAAAAACUACUAGAGUUCGACAGAACUAGUAUCCGAAGGACCCAAGUUAUUGAUGAUGAGUCAGAUUACUUUGCCAGUGAUUCUAACCAGUGGCUGUCCAAAGUUGAGCGGGAAACUCUGCAGAAACGAGAGGAGGAGCUGAGAGAACUCCGACAUGCUUCACGACUCUCUAAGAAAGUCACCAUUGACUUUGCAGGGCGGAAAGUCCUAGAAGAUGAAAAUCCACUAGCAGAGUAUCACAGCAGACUAGAUGAAACAAUACAGGCCAUUGCCAAUGGAACUUUGAAUCAGCCACUGAUGACAUUGGAUAGGUCCUCUGAAGAGCCUUUGGGAGUUCUGGUAAAUCCCAACCUGUACCAGAGCCCUCCCCAGUGGGUAGACAACACUGUUUCAGCCCCGCAGAAGAAGACUUCACUCUCAGCAGGACCAAGACUAGAACUUGGUUUAUAUCAGCAUCGCCUGCGAAUCCAGGACCAGGAAUUCCAGGAAGGCUUUGAUGGUGGCUGGUGCCUUUCUAUGCAUCAGCCCUGGGCUUCUCUGCUUGUCAGAGGGAUUAAAAGGGUGGAGGGCAGAUCCUGGUACACACCUCACAGAGGAAGACUCUGGAUAGCAGCCACAGGCAAAAGACCUUCCCCUCAAGAAGUCUCAGAACUCCAGGCCACCUAUCAACUUCUUCGUGGGAAAGAUGUGGAAUUUCCAAAUGACUAUCCAUCAGGUUGUCUUCUGGGCUGUGUGGACCUAAUAGAUUGCUUGUCCCAGAAACAAUUUCAGGAGCAGUUCCCAGACAUCAGUCAAGAGUCUGAUUCUCCAUUUGUUUUCAUCUGCAAAAAUCCCCAGGAAAUGGUUGUGAAGUUUCCUAUUAAAGGAAAUCCUAAAAUCUGGAAACUGGAUUCCAAGAUCCAUCAAGGAGCAAAGAAGGGGUUAAUGAAGCAGAAUAAAGCUGUCUGACCCAGGAAAAAAAGGAACUGUAUAGCAUAGUGAAGUCUUGUGUACUAAAUUGCUAUCCGCUGGUCCUUUGUAAUUGAAGCAGUAGAAAGCUAAAGGCUUGACAUGACACCAGGCUUCAAUCUCUGAGAAUUUAAACUUAUACCAAAUCUGUAUAUUUUUGUUACAUGGUGGGAUUCUUCAUGUAU